UUCUAUCUCUACUUUUGCCUCUCUCACUCUUCCCCUCUCAUUGUUUUCAAUGGCUCAAUACUCAAUUUUUGCUCUAUUCAUGUGUUGGGGUUUGGCUGGUCUAUGUGGGGCUAGGACUCUUCCCUUAUCGGACUCUACUUCUACUUCCAAGAGCUUUGAUGUCAUGGAUUAUGGAGCCAAGGGUGAUGGCAUGAAAGAUGACACUGAUGCAUUUGCCAAGGCAUGGAAUGCAGCUUGCAGUGCAAAAGGCUCACCAGAGAUGAUAAUUCCAUCAGGAAACUUGUUCAGGGUUGGACCAAUUCAGUUUACAGGACCAUGUGAAUCCAAUCAUGUUCAUGUUACUGUGGAAGGAGAUAUUGUGGGGCCACCUCCUUCUUCAUGGAAAGGUGCUAGUAAAGAAACAUGGCUUGUAUUCUCCCAUGUUAAUGGGCUUAUAGUUGAUGGGUCUGGAAAAAUAGAUGGUCAUGGCCCUGCUUGGUGGGCUCAGGCUUGUAGACAGAACAAGGGAGACAUAUGUGCAAAUCCAACGGCACUUACGGUAGAGUAUUCAAGUGAUGUGAGGGUGAGUGGGCUCAAUAUUGUGAACAGCCAACAAAUGCAUAUGGGCAUAGAGCAAUCCACAUCUGUUACUUUAUCUCAUCUCACCAUAAGGGCACCAGGAGAUAGCCCUAACACAGAUGGGAUUCACAUACAGGGCUCUAGCUCAGUAACCAUAGAGAAUUGCAACAUAGGAACAGGAGACGAUUGCAUCUCUAUUGGACCUGGAAGCUCCAAUCUCAAUAUCUCUCACAUAGUUUGCGGCCCUGGUCAUGGCAUAAGUAUUGGAAGUUUGGGGAAGGGAACAGAAAAAGCAAACGUUCAAGGUGUGCACGUGACAGACGUUAACAUGACAGGAACAACAAAUGGAGUCCGUAUUAAGACGUGGCAGGGAGGGGCUGGGACGACAUCAGCUGUUCAAGUGAAAGGGGUGAAAUUUAUUGGAGUAAGGGGAACUUCAGUCAGACCAGAGGCAGUGACGUUGGCUUGCUCUAAGAGUGUGGCUUGCACUAAUAUCCUUCUUGAUGGCAUAGACCUGAAAACAGUUGAUGGGGAGAAGACUGUGUCUUAUUGCCUCAAUGCCUUUGGCUCAGCCAAAGGCCAAGUCAUUCCCAAGCCAUGCCUCGAUUGAUUCAUUACUACUCUCUCUCUCUGUCUCUCUCUCUUUCUCACCUUUGAUCCAUUACUACUCUCUCUCUCUAUCACCUUUUAGGGAUUGGAUUGGAGGCUUUGGAUCACAAUCUUCAAGCUUGGAACCUUAGGUUAAAGGGCAUACACCACUCUUUUGUAAUGGGCAAAGAAACCUGUAAGGGUUUAUAUGUAAACCAUUAUAGCCCAAUUUAUAAUAUAAUGAUUAAUUCUCAUUUCUUCUCUU
Amborella trichopoda is the source of this 1411-nucleotide messenger RNA. RefSeq names its product putative polygalacturonase At1g80170. Gene Ontology annotation, biological process: carbohydrate metabolic process. The record is from RefSeq and is a predicted model, not a curated record. Gene Ontology annotation, molecular function: polygalacturonase activity. NCBI's taxonomy places the organism in Eukaryota, Viridiplantae, Streptophyta, Magnoliopsida, Amborellales, Amborellaceae.